AAAUUCAAUUUUAAGAUUAUCUUAAAGUUUGAUUGGUUAUUACUUAUUACUUAACAUGAUAUACUGUGAGACAGUUCCUACUUGGAAGUGUGAGGAGAUUAAAUACAAAUACAUCCAAAAUACUCAAUAAAAUGCCUGAAACGGCUGCAAGAGUUUUAUCCAUUCAAAGUCAUGUUGUUUCUGGAUAUGUUGGGAAUAAAAGUGCUGUAUUCCCAAUGCAGCUGCUGGGCAUAGAAGUAGAUUUCAUAAAUUCUGUGCAGUUUUCAAAUCAUACGGGAUAUAAAGCUUUUAAAGGACAGAUUUUAACUGAAAACGAUUUGACGGAUUUAGUGGAUGGAUUAUCAGCUAAUGACAUCGAUGUAUAUUCACACUUACUAACGGGGUAUAUUGGAUCUGAAUCUUUUCUUAAAAAUAUCAUAAAAGUAGUAGAACAUCUUAAACGCAAGAAUCCAGAUCUAGUGUACGUCUGCGAUCCUGUAAUGGGAGACAAUGGAGAGUUAUAUGUGCCAAAAGAACUAGUACCGAUAUACAAGGAUUCUGUUGUAAAGUUAGCUGAUAUUAUUACUCCAAAUCUUCUUGAGUUACAGUUAUUAACCGAUAUAGAUGUCAAAUCUGUAGAGGAUGUUUGGAAAGCUAUAGAUAUUCUACAUAAUAGAGGUGUAAAAAAUGUUAUUGUUUCUUCAGUUGAAAUACCCAAACGGCCUAAUUUUUUAAAUGUAUAUGCUAGUUCUAGUAAAGGAGAAAAUAAAGAAAAGUAUUGUUUAGAAAUUCCAAAAUUACCAAUUACUUUUACGGGUUCGGGAGAUUUAUUCGCAGCUCUUAUACUAUCUUGGAUGCACAUUAGCAAUAGUAAUCUGAAGCAAUCCUUAGAAAAUACGAUAGCAUCCUUGCAUGCCGUUUUAAGAAGAACUCUGGACGCUACACAAGGUAAACCACUAACAGCAUUUAAUACGGAGUUAAAGCUAUUGCAAAGCAAACGUGAUAUUGAAGAACCAAUUGUAAACUUCAAAGCCACAAGAGUCUUAUAAUGUCUUAAAGACAAACCAAAUAGUAUUAAAAGGUUAACUUUUUAUGUAAAUUUUUUUGUUGUUAUUUUUUUGGUAAUUUUAGUUUAGUUUAGUUAAUGUAGCAAACAAUUUACGGCAUAAUUCGAUUAUUGUAUUUUUGUCACGUUUAUUACGAAGUUAAAAAGUUUAGAAACGAAGCAAACAUACACAUAAAUUGAAAUUUGCGGGAUUUAUUAAUAUUUCCACCCGAACUAAUAUUGACACAUAAAAGCUCUUAACACAUGUUUUAUUUCAACAAUAUUUUUAAAGUAUAGUGCUGGUCAACAUGUACCAGUAUUAUCAGUUAUUACAGCGUUAUUUAAAAAUUAUUUCGAAAAGUAGGAAAAACACUAUAUUUUCUACAUGCAAGAUCAUGAUGAUUUUUUUUAUUCUGUUUACACUCUAAAGAGCUGAUUAAACGAGCAAUUUAGCGACACCCUGAGAUUGCACAACCAUGACACUCGUUGCCUUCCAACGCUACGCUUUCUUAAAAUCCUUGUCUGCAUGAUAUUCUGCAGAAGCUGGUAUUUUAUUCCUCUCAUCACUUGGUCAAGGUAUUGUAGUUUUCGUAUCUUCAUUUCAUUAUUCAGUUCUGUUUCUUUUGAAAGUCUUCGCAAGACUUAAUCAUUCGUGACUCUGUCUUCUUAAGAUAUUCUCACGAUUCUUCUGUAAAGCUAGAUCUCGAAACUUCCACUUUUCUCAUCACAAAUUUAGUGAGAGUGGCUUCGUCUAUACUGUAUGAGGAUAUUGUGAGAUAAAUAUGUAACUUCUAAGCAUGCGCAUUUUUAUGUCAAAACUCAAAGUUCUAUUGCAAAAAAAAUUGUUUUAUUUUCAUUUAUGAGUUUACCUACAAUUUUAAUUCUGGUUACUAGUUCCUUUGAAAAAUCACCAAUCAAGCGUACAGCGACCUAGAAAUCAGUUCUCCAAGAACAUCAAGAAGAAGCAAAACUGAUCUGACGUGACAAUGGUAAGAGUGACCUUGCCAAAAAGUCGUUAAAACAAUGGUUUUUCUAGAAACCAAAACUAUUCAACGCGGAGUCAAACUCGGAGAACCACUGAAAAUUAUGAUUUUAUUUGAAUACAAUUAAAUAAUAGUAUAUUAUUCAACGAGCAUGUAAGGUUGGCUAUUACUCACGAUGAUGAAGUUUGCGAGUAAUAGCCAUCAUUAAUUCAUCAGAGUGAGUAAUAGCCAUUACAUGCGAGUAGAAUACUAUGCUAUAUUUUUUCUACGACCUUCUAUUUUUAUUACUAGAAAAAUUAAAUUAUCAACUACUCUCGAUUAAAAUUAAAAUUUACAAAAACAAAUGUAAUUCGCCAAUAGUACACAGCUGAAGAAUUCUUCUUAAAGUUCCCUGUCCUAUAGGAGGUUGGAUAUCAUAAUGGCUAUGGUCACUUUGUUGGCUGCUGCUCUGAACAGUUGUAAUGAACUACAGUUAAACCAUUCUCUAAGGUUCCUCAGCCAGGAGAUGCUUCUUCCUAUGCUUCUUCUUCCUUGGAUCCUUCCUUGCAUAAUAAUUCUCAGCCACUCAUAUUUUUCUCCUCUGGUAAUGUGACCCAAAUAUUCCAGUUUUCUAGUUUUUAUACUGUUCAUAAUUUCUAAUUCCUUAUUUAAACGUCGUAGCACUUCAACAUUGGUAAUCCUUUGAACCACUGAAUUUUCAAUAUUCUUCUGUAACACCACAUUUCGAACGCUUCUAUUUUUCUUAUAUGUUGGCUCUUCAAUGUCCAAGCUUCCAUUCCGUAUAGUAAUAUAGAAAAUAUGUAGCAUCUUAGAGCCCUCAAUCUGAGAGGCAACUGAAGGUCUUUGUUUGUAAGCAGUGUCUUCAUUUUUAUAAAUGCUUGCCUUGCAGUUUCAAUUCGGACUUUGAUUUCUUUGCUUUGGUCAUUUUUAUCAUCAAUCCAGGUUCCCAGAUAUUUGUAUGUCUUUACUUUUUCUAUUUGGGUGUGCUCUAUCAUUAACCUUUCAUUUCCAUGUUUUGUUUUUGAGACAAUCAUAAAUUUAGUUUUUUUCUUGUUUAUUUUUAGUCCGUAUCGAAUGCAAUAAUCAUUAAUUCUAUUUACCAAUUCUUGUAGCGACUCCAGGGUGUCUGCCAUUAUAACGGGGUCAUCAGCGAAUCUUAUGUUAUUUACUAUUCUUCCGUUUAUAGAGAUUCCAUCACUUAGCUCCGCUAUCGCUUCCUGAAAUAUGGCUUCACUGUACACGUUAAACAGAACAGAAAGAACACAACCCUGUCUUACUCCUCUCUUUAUAUCAAUAUUCUCCGAUUCUUGUUUUUCUAUCUUUAUACAUAUUGGCCUUUUGAUUCCAAUACAGAUUGAUGAUAAUUCGUAAAUCUUGUCUGUCUAUAUCUCUGUUUUUCAAUAAUUCUAUUAGUUUUUCAUGUGGGACCCUGUCGAACGCUUUUUCGAAGUCGUUGAAACAGGGAUAAAUAUGCAGGUUCAUAUCUAAGCAUCUUUGAGAGAGGACAUUAAACGCAAACAAUGCCUCUCUUGUUCCAAGUCCUUUGCCGAACCCAAAUUGGGUAUUAUCCAUAUCAUCUUCUAGGUUUCUGUAUAAUUUUCCAUGAAUGAAUCACCUUUAAAAAUAUUUUGAGGGUAUGGCUUAUUAGUGAAAAUGUCCUAUAGUCCCACCAAUAUUUGGCAUAUAUUGUUUUUGGUAUUGUUACAAAGGUGGACACCAACCAUUCCUGAGGGAUUUUUCCGGUUUUAUAUAUGUAUGUACUUCAUUAAGCUGAAGAAUUGGUUGCGUACAAUUAGGAGGCGUAUAAUAUUGUUAGAAUAAGUGUUAAGUGUCUCGACCGUGAGAAUUAUUCGUAUACAGAUAAAUAUUAUUUUGAUGUAUCUCUGUUAGGUCCAGUUUUUCAGUGAGAUGUUAAAAUUUUGGUUAGCUAACCUCAAUAUUUUAACCCUUCUAGCGUUUUUUAGUGCUUUAAACCAGGUUAAAAAAAAUCUUGGUUAGCUAAAUGCUUUUUUUUCUUCUGUUGGCUGCAGCAAUUUUACUUGCGCAUGUGCAAUUCGAGAAUUAGCAGACAAAUCAUUUCAUAACAUUUAAUAAUAACGAGAUAGAAUGACCCCCACGAUAAAAAAAUAAUUAACCUCUUUUGUCAGGCAAUACUCUGAACAUAAACAUAUAAAAAACCAUGAAAUCCUUUAUAAAAGGUAUAUUUGUUAAAAUCCCUAUACAGGGCUACAUCAUAAAACAAACAAAACUAGUUUUCAAUCUGUUGACCAAUCAUGAUCAGUGUUUUCUAAAAUGUGUAUAACCUGAUAAAAUGAUGCAAAGCAUUUAAAAUUUUGACUAGGAUUUUAAAAAGUUAUAGGUUAUACUCACUUGAAUCAAACAUGCUAACCACCAAAGCUAACCAUGGUGGUUAGCAUGUUUGAUUCAAGUGAGUAUAACCUGUAACUUUUCAAAAUCAUAGUCAAAAUUUUAAAUACUUUGCAUCAUUUUAUCAGGUUAUACACAUUUUAGGAAACACUGAUGAUGAUCGGUCAACCGAUUGAAAACUAGUUCUGUUUGUUUUAUGAUGUAGCCCUGUAUAGGGAUUACAAAUACAUAUUAUACCUUUUAUAAAGGAUUUCAUGGUUUUUUGUAAUAAAUGGUAUACAGCCAACUACAGGAAAAAAUUUUUCCUCGUGGAUAAACAUAUAAUUAUAUGACUCUGAUGCAUUCACCGCACCUAUGCGCAAGCGUAACCACAAACUACAGGGUUAACCCAUCUAACGAGUAUCGGUUAAAAUUAAACGGGUUUACGCGCUAACCUAGUACUGAAAAACUGAUUUACCAUAAAUAUUUCGGUGACCUAAAAUUCAACAGGUUAACCCAGCACUGAAAAACCGACCCUUAGAAGAUCAAAUUUAAAGAUUGCAACGCAAUAGCACGCCAGCUCAUGUAAUGUAAAAUGUAAUGAGUGUUUUUCGACUUUAAUAUAUUGUCACAGGCAUGCAUCACUUGAUUAAUUAAACUCGUGAGUAAUGACCCCUGAGUAAUUAACUAUUACUCACGGAUAAAGUAAUGGGGUUAUUAUCUAUUCAAAAAUAGUGAAUAAUGACUAUGUUAUUAAACGGUCGUAGAAAAAAAAACGUAUUUUACGAGCUUUCAUGUGUUUUUUGAAGUUUUGUAAGAAAAUUGCAACUUGCAUAUGACGCCGGACUAAAUCGUUCAUUAGGAAAUUUGUUGGGUUUAAUGUAAACAAUUUUUUGUUAUAAAGAUAAAUUAGAUCUCACAUGAUUCUUUUUCAGAAGUUUUUAAAUUGUCUAAAUAUUCUGAUAAUUUAUAACCUAACCUAAUCUGGCGGAUCAGUCUGGUUAACUAGUAUGGAAAAGUAACUAUUAAAAAAGUUAUCUUGUCAUUCCAAAUGUUAAUUUAGGUAAAUAGUUAAUAAUUUUUAGUAAUUACUCAUGGCAAAUGAAAUUUCCAAAUUUGAGGCUAACUUCAUUAUGUAAAUUUUAUAAUAAAAUUAGGAAUUUUCUAAGGCAAGGAUUAGUAAUUACUAAGUGAAAAUGUUUUUAUGUAAUAUAGUAGGUAAUGCUCCUGUAUCCGCAAGUACUACGUUCUGUGCAUCACCACGGUCAUGUGAAACUGUGGAGAUGAACGAACACUAAGCAAAUUGCGUUGAUACACAAAAAUAUAAUUUCUAAUGACAUAUUGCAUAGAUAUAUAAAUUAUACCGGGCGGUGAAUCGUAAAACAGGCCAUAGGAAACUCGAUGUAAAAUUCUAAACUGUUGAAUUCCUGCUUCCCUAAUUAUUUUACAUCAAGUCAUGAGAAAAUAUUUGUAGAGGAUUGAAAUCUGUAUUAAAAUCAAAAGUUAAAAUUGUUCUACGAUUUAAAUGCAUUCCAAAAUUUUGAAAAAUAUAAUACAUUUGCACAGUACUUAGGUAUAUGUGUAAAAGUUAGGCCACACGUUACUAUUUAACUGACAGUGCUCACACCAUUGACUGAAUAAAAAAUCUUCAUUAUUAAUACUUUCUCCGCAACUGAGGGUAUCUUAUCAACUGUAUUGUUUUUAAACAAUAAAUGAUAAAAUAAAAAUAUUGACAGUUCAAAAAUGUGAAAAUAAUAACUUCAUCGUGACACAUUAUUGCACUGUGUGUGGCCUAAUUUUGGGCUGAAAAACUGAAAAAUGUAUUACAUUUUUACAAAAUUUUGGAAUAUGUUCAAUUCGUAGAACAAUUUUAACAGUUCUUUUCAAUACAGAUUUCAAUCCUCUACAAAUAGUUUCUAAUGUCUUUUGAUGUAAAAUAAUUAGGGAAGCAGGAAUUGAACAGUUUAGAAUUUUACAUCGAGUUUCCUAUGGCCUGUUUUCCAAUUCACCACCCGGUAUAAGAAUGGAAUCUUACAACGUAGUACAUUGCACAGUAUUGUGAUUAUGUACAACUUACUUUAAGUUUUCAAGUCUGGAUACGAUUACAAUAUUUCUGCCUAGGGUCGGACUAAGUCUACAAUCUUUGUAUUUGCGAGUCAUAAGUCAUCGAGGCUGUACUGAGAUGAGCAAAGUCUGCAUACUCUCAGGUGCUCCACAUUCUGUUUUUGCCCAAAUUCACAAAAUGCGUCGUUAUCUGUGUUUAUACCCCAUUUAAUGAGGUUCUGUUUUACAGGGGCAAUGUCAAUGCGUAUGCGGUUGAGUGUCCGCCAGGUUCAUUCCAUUGGGUAGUUCUGGGUGUAGGAUGAACAGUUCGGGGGUGAUUCGACGCUGACGUUUCUCAUAAAACUUUUCCUUGGUUUAAGCCGGCCGCAUCGAAAGUUUACCUGAACUUCUCGACAUAUUGCGAGACGCAUCAACGGCGAUGCGAAUCCAUCUGCCCGCUACAGUAUUGAUAGAGGGGUAGAUUUCAUACAGCCGGUAGUUACUAUACAUAAAUGAAUUUCAUUUAAUGCCGUGGUAACUUUUUGGGCGUGUCUAGAUCUACCCCACACGGGACAACCAUAUUCUCAGGCCUCACUGGAUCCAAACAAAUGAUACUAACAAGAUAACAAUUAUGAUAAUGGUCUAGCUGUAACCAUUGGCAAUUAUUUUCUAUAUUUUUAAAAAUUAAUUAUUUAUAUUACUGUGCAGUAUGCAAAAAUUUUUCCAGCAGGCUGUCUCUAGUUUCAGUACAUCCAACGUCCCUUUAAUGUAAGUUGUUAUUGCACGACGUCAAUAUUAGGAAACAUCAUAAUCAUUUCCAAAUCUUGACGCGUGUGAGGCUUUGACAGAUUUAAUAAUACCAUGGUUGUGGUUGAAGUUUACCUUGACAUUUUGGUAACAUGACGUCGUAAUAAUUUGAUAACAUACAUUUGAGCUAACUCAAAUAUACCAAAUGUCAAGGUUCAUCCUCUUAAAUUCUUCUUUCACUUUUUUGUCGUUAGUUGGAUUAUUGUUGGACUAUUCUUGUUGGAUAUUUCAAGUGUUAACAAUUUCGCUCUUUGUUUCUGUUCGACGUUGGUUGAAAAAAUUUAAAUUUCAUCCCUUGUAUGCGAUGGGACUCCCUCCAUUGUAGCUUUUUUCAUCCUGUUUCUUGUAUGUUCUUUUGUUGUUUGCCAGAAUGCUAUAGCCUGCCGGCUAAAUUCCCACUUUGUGAUGUUGCUAAGUUCAGCCGGCCAUUCUGGAUCAGACGCUGCUAAGUUUGUAGCGGAUGUAAAGUCUGGGAUGCCACUUCCACCUUCUGAAGGUAUUCUUCUUCGCCGUAUGCCGUUGUGUCUUUGUCACCCGUCCACUCUGGUCUACUGAAGUGAAAGGUGUUAACCCCCCGUGACGUGGACGCGUUAGAGGAGGCUCUAACUCUCCAUGGAGCGGGUUAAUGAACACAUAUGAUUCCAUGCCCAAAAGCAUCGAGUGUUGAAUGGCUUGGAAUGACUUGUUUGUGUAUAAAUAUAUUAUCAUUGCAUCAGCGCCUUUUUCGCAAUCCACUUUGUUCUUAUCGUAUAAGUACUUCUGAGCCUGUGUAUGAUAGAAAUCUUUGUGAUUACCUGAAUAAUAAAAUGCAAGUAAUAAUUAAUUUGAAAUUAUGAUUAGGAUAAUAACAAUUUUUGGUAUCUAUAUUAUUGUCGAAAUAAUUUUAUUUCUUGGAAAUAGGUAAUUUCUUACUCAUCUGAAUUUUGGUAUUGGUAGAUGAUAUAGUUUACGAAACAAGAAAGCUCUAUUGUUUCAAAAUAUCAUCAAUCAGCCAAUCGCGUCCACUACUGGACAUAGGCCUUCCUCAGUUAUUUCCGGUGUUCUCUACACUGGGCUGCUUGUAGUCAGUUUCCCCGCUACUCUUUUUAUGUCGUUGGUCGUCCUUGGCUUCUUUUAUGGUUUCUGGGCCUCCAUUCCAUGAUUCGUCUUGUGCACCGUCCAUCUUGUGUUCUAGCUAAGUGCCCUAUCCAGUUCCACUUAAGCGUCGUGAUUCUUUCGAUGACGUCUUGAACUCCUGAUCUUUGCCUGAUUUGUGUGGUCUCGAAAGCUCACGUUCCAUGGCUCGUUGUGUCCGAGUUUAUUCGCGGAUUUUUGCGUUAGUGUUAAAAGUCUCUGCUCCAUAGGUUUGUACGGGAAAACACAUUGAUUACACAGGCCUGCAAAAAAUAUUUUUUUAAAGUUGUUUGAAAUUUGAUAACUGACUUUGAUGUACUUUUCAGCGCUGAUUUCAAAAAUGUAAACCAUUUUUGUCUAUCACGUCAGGUUUUCUCACAAAUUAGGGGGUAUAUUUGGGUAUAAUAACAAAAUGUAAGCAAUUUGUCACCUCUUUCCAACGUUAUAAAAUUUAUUUUAUUUAUUAGUCAUGUUCUAAUCUACAUUGCCGGUACACUUACAUUUAUUUUUUAAGCUCAAAAGUCCUUAUAGUAACGCUAACGCUUUCUGUCGAAGCUUCUUUUACUGCUUUUCCGGCUUUGGACUCGUUGAGGGUCAUCUCUUUUCAUCACCCAGCAGUAGUCUGCUAUCAUGCUGACGUUUCAUCUUCCUUGGUAUCUUCUUUCCAUUUCUUUGAUGUCUCGGUGAAAUCUUUCGCCCUGCUUUUCACUGGCAUCACCAAUGUUUGCCGGGAAGUACUCAAGAUGUGAGUGGAGAAAGUAAAGCUUAUAAUGCUCAUGUUACUUCUUAAAGUUGUCGAUCAUGUCUGCGACGAUUGUAUUGUAGUUUGGAUCUUUUUUGUUACCGAGGAAAUCGGUAACACCUAAUUUAAAAGAUGUCCAAGUCGCCUUUUCAUUUUGUUCACAAAGUUGGGAUCUCUCAAUAGUUUUCUAUGUCCAGUCCGACAAAGAUUUCUUCCUUUAGUUUUGCCGUGGAUAAACCAGGAUACUGUCCACAAAGAUAUCUGAAACACUCCCCUUCUUUAUUCAGUGCCUUGAAAAAUUGUUUAAUCAGCCCUAACUUAAUGUGAAGUGGUGGAAGUAUGACCUUUUUGGGAUCCACAAAGCUUUUCCUCUCAACAUUUUUAACUCCUACUUGUAGCUUUCUCUCAGGGCCCAAUAUUUUUUAUGUAGUGUUGCUUUCUGUCUCUACUGUCCCAUUCAUAGAGAAAGCAAGGGAACUUUGUAUAGCCACUUUGUUGACCAAGCAGCAUUGAAAUAACUUUUAAAUCACCACAGUGUACAUUUGUGGUCUGAGCAGCAGAGUUUGCUUAACACCAGGUCAUCUUGGGAGAAAAAAGAUACAAAUUCCCUUUCCGUACAUCGAUACCAAGAGAAAGAUGUAUCCGGAACCAGCAUAUGUUUAUUUUUUAUUCUAGAUCCUAAAACUUCUGCAGAUUCUUUAGAAAGCCUAGAUCUCUUACUAAAUCCUUCAGCUCAAAUUGUAAGAAUGGAAUGGGGAUCGGUUGUGCCAGGAUCGUAGUAUUGUACAAAAUAUUGCUACUUUCUCAUAAUUACUCUUUAUUUUUGUGAAAUAACUGUAUUUGAUAGAAUGUUUUCACUAUUUUUCCCGAAAUCAGCGUUGAAAACAGUAUGAAAAUCACUUUCUCCUAAUAACUCUUUAUUAUCAUUUUGUGAAAUAACUGUACGUGAUGGAAUUUUUUCACUAUUUUUCCCGGCAUCAGUGUUGAAAACAUAAUGAAAAUCACUUAUUAAAUUUUAAACAAUUUUUUGGUCGCAUACCUUUGUUAUAAACCUUUCGCUUAAGGCACAUGAGAAUUGAACUUUUUAUAUGGCUUAAUUUGCCCAUUUGCUAAGUGCUGCCCAUGUUGGGCCUAUUCGCCUCCGUAUUUCAUGUGGUUGAUCGUCUCUGCUUAUUAUGAUCUCGUGUCCCAGAUAUUCGUGAGUCUCUGUUUGUUGUAUGGUGUUAUUGUCAAUAUUUAUAUUUCCACUCAUUACGAGAUGUGUCGUUUAGCUUAGUUUUCUCAAAGUUUAUUGUUAAUCUUGAUCUCCCAGACAAAGUUUUAAGCGAAUGUAUCAUAGAAACUAUGUAUGUCUUGUAAGUUGUCUGCGAUUAAUAAAUAUAUCAUCUUCUGCAAACCUCAGAUUUUCUGCAUCCAUAUUGAUGCCCAUAUCUUGCCAUUGAGUGUUCUUAAAUAUUGAUUAUAGAGCUGCCGUGAACAAUUUUGGUGAAAUAUUGUCCAAAUAUACCGAAAAAUUAAUAUGUACUUUACAUUUUUACUAUCACCGUAGCAGCGCGGAUACAAGGGCAUUACUGUUUUUAGUAUUUUUAUUGAAUUAUCGUUGGUUAAAUUUUACUUGUUAACUACCAAUUUGUUAAAUUGUUUACAAUAUGUUUUUUAACUGUUUUUAUAUAUUUUUCGUUAUUUAAAUGUUUUUUAUGUAUAACAAUGUCUUCCGAAAAGCCUUAAAUUGGGCAAAAUAAGCCAGUUUUGCUCAAUUGAUCGAUGUUGUAUAAAUCUAAUAAAACAAUAGUAUUUUUA
Diabrotica virgifera virgifera (western corn rootworm) is the source of this 10858-nucleotide messenger RNA. RefSeq names its product pyridoxal kinase. Gene Ontology annotation, cellular component: cytosol. The transcript has 6 exons. The coding region runs from base 132 to 1028 and encodes 298 amino acids. Gene Ontology annotation, molecular function: pyridoxal kinase activity. The record is from RefSeq and is a predicted model, not a curated record. Lineage: Eukaryota; Metazoa; Arthropoda; Insecta; Coleoptera; Chrysomelidae. Gene Ontology annotation, biological process: pyridoxal 5'-phosphate salvage.